Messenger RNA from Fukomys damarensis (Damara mole-rat), 1235 nucleotides. It is a transcript of the gene Tspan7, whose product is annotated as tetraspanin 7. The annotation marks the transcript as partial. The transcript has 8 exons. Gene Ontology annotation, cellular component: membrane. The record is from RefSeq and is a predicted model, not a curated record. NCBI's taxonomy places the organism in Eukaryota, Metazoa, Chordata, Mammalia, Rodentia, Bathyergidae.
CUCAUCAUCUACUCCUUCGUCUUCUGGAUCACUGGAGUGAUCCUGUUGGCUGUUGGAGUCUGGGGAAAACUUACUCUGGGCACCUAUAUCUCCCUCAUUGCUGAGAACUCCACCAAUGCUCCCUACGUGCUUAUUGGAACUGGCACCACUAUUGUCGUUUUUGGCUUAUUUGGAUGCUUUGCUACAUGCCGUGGGAGCCCAUGGAUGCUGAAACUGUAUGCCAUGUUCCUGUCCCUGGUGUUCCUGGCUGAGCUUGUAGCUGGCAUUUCAGGGUUUGUGUUCCGCCAUGAGAUUAAGGACACCUUCCUGAGGACUUACACGGAUGCCAUGCAGAACUACAACGGCAAUGAUGAGAGGAGCCGGGCUGUGGACCACGUGCAGCGCAGCCUCAGCUGCUGUGGUGUGCAGAACUACACCAACUGGAGCACCAGCCCCUACUUCCUGGAGCAUGGCAUUCCCCCCAGUUGCUGCAUGAAUGAAACUGAUUGUAAUCCCCAGGAUCUGCACAACCUGACUGUGGCCGCCACCAAAGUUAACCAGAAGGGUUGUUAUGAUCUGGUGACCAGUUUCAUGGAGACAAACAUGGGGAUCAUCGCUGGAGUGGCAUUUGGAAUCGCCUUCUCCCAGUUGAUUGGCAUGCUGCUGGCCUGCUGUCUGUCCCGGUUCAUCACAGCCAAUCAGUAUGAGAUGGUGUAAGGAGAAGUCUUUCAAGAACGUUGGAAGAAGAGACCUGUGUUAAAAAUGAACUACAGCAAUCUCUGAAAGACUUCCAAACAAUGUUAGAGCACAGUACAUAAUACACCUGCCCCCUGUUCCCACUUCCCCAACCCUGCGUGCAACUGACCCCCCUACUUAGUCUCUUCUCCACCUUUCAGACCGAAUCACCUAUAGUGUCUAUCUUGUGAAGCCCUGUUGUGCCACAGAGUAUAAUCAGGUCCCCCUGCAGCUAGUCCUAGUGAACCCUACCCUGAAGCCCUGUGCGUGCCAGCUCCUCCAGUGUACUUGGUCCAACUGCAGCUCACUGUAGGUGACUGGUUAUCACACCAUCACUGGCCCCCUGGGGCCUGCAUGUAAUGUGGGAGACGCCUGUUACCCCCUGACUGUGGUCAAUAAAUGCCAUACACCGUAACAUAGAUAAGCAGAUGAUAGUUAUCUGUUCGUUUGGCUUAAUCUUGUUUGGUUUGGUUUUCCCUUUAUUAAGGCUCUUUCCUACCUUCUUUAGGCUGCCUAGGACA